Molecule: messenger RNA, 333 nt
Organism: Eimeria maxima
Lineage: Eukaryota; Apicomplexa; Conoidasida; Eucoccidiorida; Eimeriidae
Exons: 2
Coding region: 1-333 (110 amino acids)
Source: RefSeq, a predicted model, not a curated record
AUGCUUUUGAGGGGACUCGCGAGAGAAUUCGAAAGCACUGCACAACCAUCAGGGUUGUGGGUGCCGAAUUUCCUCCAGAGGACCCCGAGGUCGGCAGAGGACAAGGCAUCAAGAGCGCAUAACAAAAACGAAAGCGACGUUGAUCAGAAGGAUGAUGAUGGAGCACCAAUGGAUGCGGUGGAUUGGUGCAUAGGCAGUAGGGCGGCAAAAGAUGGGGGACCUUGCCUCUGGGACCUUGCAGGGCAGGAGGUUGCUCAAGGCUCUCAGUCGUUUCAGGAGCCGGCAGUCACGGCAGAAACAAACGGUGCAGGUGUUGCUGCAGAAAAACCGUAG